This is a messenger RNA of Clupea harengus (Atlantic herring), 562 nucleotides long. RefSeq names its product G protein subunit gamma transducin 2b (gene gngt2b). The record is from RefSeq and is a predicted model, not a curated record. Gene Ontology annotation, cellular component: heterotrimeric G-protein complex. Gene Ontology annotation, molecular function: G-protein beta-subunit binding. NCBI's taxonomy places the organism in Eukaryota, Metazoa, Chordata, Actinopteri, Clupeiformes, Clupeidae. Gene Ontology annotation, biological process: G protein-coupled receptor signaling pathway.
GAAAGACAGGAGGAUCAGUGUGCUGGCAGAGGAGGACGAGAGAGGGACGCAGCGCCCACUCAUCUCCUAGGAGACACAACCCUGCUUUUCUGGCUGGUGGGAGGGCCACUACUCAACAGGCAGGAUGGCUCGGGAUAUGGCUGAGAAGGAUAUCCUGAAAAUGGAAGUGGACCAGUUGAAAAAGGAAGUCAGCACGCCCAGGAGUGCAGUCUCUGCUGCUGCCAAAGAAACGAUCGAGUUUGUUGAGGCUCAGUCCCCUGAGGACCCUCUGAUCAAGGGAGUUCCCGAAGCCACAAACCCCUUCAAGGAGAAGGGUGGCUGCAUUAUAUCAUAGCACGGCCCUGUCUAGAACAGGGCGAAGACGGUCAUGUAAUAUUUCUUUUUUAUUUCGUUUCGUUUUUGCGAAUAGUCAGUUCCGUUGUGGGUCGUAGGGUGAUUUUGGGCAUCUGCUGUUCACAACAUGUACAUUUAUGGAGGAGAUGGAGUUCAGUCUGGUUUUCAUCACAUGUUCCUUCAGUGAAGUUGAUUGUUUUUCCUUUGUAAAAUAAAAACCACUUAGCUA